AUGGCCCAGGUCAGCAUCAACAGUGACCUUGGCGAGUGGGGCUUAAGCACAGACUCCGGGGAGCGUGCCCGUCUUCUGCAGAGUCCCUCUGUGGACACAGCCCCCAAGAGUGAGGGGGAGGCCCCUCCUGGGGGUCUGGGCAGAGGCACCACUUCCACACUUGGAGCCAUCUUCAUCGUUGUCAAUGCCUGCCUGGGCGCAGGGCUGCUCAACUUCCCAGCAGCCUUCAGCACUGCCGGGGGAGUGGCAGCUGGCAUCACGCUGCAGAUGGCCAUGCUGAUUUUCAUCAUCAGUGGCCUCGUCAUCCUGGCCUACUGCUCCCAGGCCAGCAAUGAGAGGACCUACCAGGAGGUGGUGUGGGCUGUGUGUGGCAAGCUGACAGGCGUGCUGUGUGAGGUGGCCAUUGCCACCUACACCUUCGGGACCUGCAUCGCCUUCCUCAUCAUCAUCGGGGACCAGCAGGACAAGAUUAUAGCUGUGAUGGCAAAGGAGCCUGAGGGGGCCGGCGGCAGCCCCUGGUACACAGACCGCAAGUUCACCAUCAGCCUCACUGCCUUCCUCUUCAUCCUGCCCCUUUCCAUCCCCAGGGAGAUCGGCUUCCAGAAAUAUGCCAGGCCAGCUUCCUGGAUAGCCGUGUUCAAUGCCAUGCCCACCAUCUGCUUCGGAUUUCAGUGCCACGUGAGCAGUGUACCCGUCUUCAACAGCAUGCGGCGGCCUGAGGUGAAGACCUGGGGUGGGGUGGUGACAGCCGCCAUGGUCAUAGCCCUCGCUGUCUACAUGGGCACAGGCAUCUGUGGCUUCCUGACCUUUGGAGCUGCUGUGGACCCCGACGUGCUCCUGUCCUACCCGUCGGAGGACAUGGCUGUGGCCGUCGCCCGCGCCUUCAUCAUCCUGAGCGUGCUAACCUCCUACCCCAUCCUGCACUUCUGUGGGCGGGCGGUGGUCGAAGGCCUGUGGCUGCGCUACCAGGGGAUGCCCGUGGAGGAGGACGUGGGGCGGGAGCGGCGGCGGCGAGUCCUGCAGACGCUGGUCUGGUUCCUGCUCACCCUGCUGCUGGCGCUCUUCAUCCCUGACAUCGGCAAGGUCAUCUCAGUCAUUGGAGGGCUGGCCGCCUGCUUCAUCUUCGUCUUCCCAGGGCUGUGCCUCAUUCAAGCCAAACUCUCUGAGAUGGAGGAAGUCAAGCCAGCCAGCUGGUGGGCGAUGGUCAGUUAUGGAGUUCUCUUGGUCACCCUGGGAGCCUUCAUCUUCGGCCAGACCACAGCCAACACCAUUUUUGUGGAUCUCUUGGCAUAA
Lipotes vexillifer (Yangtze River dolphin) is the source of this 1293-nucleotide messenger RNA. RefSeq names its product solute carrier family 38 member 7 (gene SLC38A7). The transcript has 9 exons. Gene Ontology annotation, cellular component: membrane. NCBI's taxonomy places the organism in Eukaryota, Metazoa, Chordata, Mammalia, Artiodactyla, Lipotidae. Bases 1 to 1293 code for a protein of 430 amino acids. The record is from RefSeq and is a predicted model, not a curated record. Gene Ontology annotation, biological process: amino acid transmembrane transport. Gene Ontology annotation, molecular function: L-glutamine transmembrane transporter activity; L-asparagine transmembrane transporter activity.